Messenger RNA from Solea solea (common sole), 932 nucleotides. RefSeq names its product RIIa domain-containing protein 1 (gene riiad1). NCBI's taxonomy places the organism in Eukaryota, Metazoa, Chordata, Actinopteri, Pleuronectiformes, Soleidae. The record is from RefSeq and is a predicted model, not a curated record. The coding region runs from base 108 to 383 and encodes 91 amino acids. The transcript is spliced from 4 exons.
UUGUUGCUAUAGAAACGGUUGCUGCCAAGCGUUCGAAAACACGGUGUCAGCGGCAGGUGACCCCUCGGUGUUCACAGCCGUGUUCAGUGAAACAUUUGUGGGUAAUAAUGGCAGGAAAAGACGGCGCGAACCAACUGGACGUGAGCGCUCUGAGUCGUGAGCAGCAGCAGACGCUGCGACACUUCAAGAUCAAGACGAGAAUCGCCAAUGAGUCAUAUUUGAUGUCGCAUCCAGAGGUGGAUGUGAUGGUAGGAGACUUUGUCAGAAAAGUGCUUCUUCAAAGGCCCACUGACAUCCGUGAGUUUGCUGCAGAUUACUUCACCAACCCAAACCUUCACACAACUCUUGUGUCAAAAAUGAAAGAAGGCAGUGACGUGGAGUGAAACCCACUCGUCAGUCGUGGCGCCGCACACGUGUCAUCUUUGUGCAUCACAUGUUUGAACUGUUUAUGUUUGUCAGUGGAUAUAGCUUUGUUUGAUUGACUGUUGUCACACAUAACGAGGGAGAACAUAAUGUCUCGUCUUAAUGAGUGUGAUGUGGAGUUAAUGAGAAGCCCAGUGUCCUGUGGGUAUUACAGUGCAAACUGUUUGUCACAUCACUCACAUGAUUAAUUAGAGACACACUGAAGAGUUCAUUGUGAGCACAGUUUAGUUACUGUAAUCUGCUGAUAUGGGAUGUUUCCACUCUUACUGACCACAAUCCACAUGUGAGAGUCACUUCAGCCCACAUUUCCCCUUUUAUUUUCAUUUGUUUUGCAUUCUAAUUUCUUGUUAAGGUGACAUAUUCCUGCUUCUUUCUAUAGUUAGAUAUGGCAUACACAAUUUUAGCAAGUGCAAUAAAUGUACAAAUUGUUCAACAGCUACUGUGAGGUGUGUAAUGUUUGAACUCAAUGUUUACCAUGAUUUGAUGGGAAUAAAUUUACUCACGUUACU